GAUUACCCUCGGUGUUGCUCGACUAACAGAAAAGAAACCCUGAAUAUACAAAAAAAGUUCAGAGCUGCGUUCGUACUUCGGAUGAUCUUACUAAAAACAUCAUUUUAAAAUGAAAGAGGACAAGGAGAAUGCCCGUCCGAGGGAGAAGAAAGUGGAGAUAAAAUGUGAAGAAAACGAGAAGCAAGAAAAGCCUAGUAAAGAGAAGAAGGAAGCGAUGACAAAGAUAGUGGUCCGCCGUCUCCCACCCAGUCUAACUAAAGAGGAGCUAGAGGAGCAACUUCAGCCCCUUCCUGAGGUUGACUACCUGGAAUUCUUCUCGAAUGAUACCAGCCUGUUCCCCCACCUGUUCUCCAGGGCUUAUAUAAAUUUCAAGAACCAAGAGGAUAUUGUCCUUUUCAGAGACCGGUUUGAUGGAUAUGUUUUCAUAGAUAACAGAGGGCAGGAAUAUCCAGCCAUUGUUGAGUUUGCACCUUUUCAAAAGAUUGCCAAAAAGAAGAGUAAGAAGAAAGAUGCGAAAGCUGGCACUAUUGACGAAGAUGCUGACUACAAGAAAUUUUUGGAAUAUUAUAAUGGAGAUGACGAAAAAUUGACAUCUACUCCUGAAACGCUGCUGGAAGAAAUCGAGGCUAAAACAAAAGAGUUAGUUGCAAAAAAAACAACUCCUCUCUUGGACUUCCUUAAAAACAAACAGCGAAUCAGAGAGGAGAAAAAAGAGGAGAGGAGACGAAGGGAAUUGGAGCGUAAGCGACUGAGGGACGAGGAGCGCCGCAAGUGGCGGGAGGAGGACAGGAGGAAGCGCAAGGAGGCAGAGAAGCUGAAAAAAGGAGAGAAAAACCACGAGAAAGACGGAGAAAAAUCUAAGGAAGAGCCAAAGAUUAAGCUCUUGAAGAAGCCAGAGAAAGGGGAUGAUGUGGACUCCGAUAAGCCCAAAGAUAAGGCGAAGAAAACUGAAAAGGACAAGCUGAAGGAUGACAAGGCUCUGGGCGGUACCGACUCAAAGAAGCGGCAGAACAACGAAAACCGUGAGGAUAGGGGAAGGAAGACUGAGGACGAUGGCCGGAAGGAGCACAGAGAUCGGGACGUGGAACGGGAGAGGGAUCGGGAUCGGGAUCGCGACCGGGACAGGGACAGGGACAGGGAGCGGCGUCAGAAAGAGAAGGAGCGCCUGAGGAGACAGGACGAUGAACGACGGAGGAGGAGGGAUCGUCACGAUGGGGAGAACUACCGGAAACGAGACGAGGAUGGAAAGAAGGAGAAAGACCGUGUCUGGGAGAAGAGAAAGAAUGAGAAUGUGGGAGACCCCCCCGGUCAUGGUGAUAAACCCGAGAAGCCCACCAAAGACGAGAAGAAGGAAGAUAGUGCCAAAAGAGACCGUGUACGAAACAAGGAUCGCCCCGCCAUCCAGCUGUACCAGCCAGGAGCCAGAAGCCGCAACCGAGGAGGAGACCUUCCGGCCGCAGAAAGGAAGCCGGAGAGCGAGGCCAAGUGUCCGCGAGAGAAAGCAGAGGACUGAUUUAAACAAACGAGAGGAAGUAGACGAGAGAUGAGCGAGGACCGUGGGGGGUCAGCGCAAACUCGCAAGAGGAUGUGCCUCAGGUCGGCCGGGGCCGGGCCACGCCUCACUCUCCCUCUUCUCCCUCCACGACAUACGUGCCUGUGUCUCCCUCCAGUGCCUGUACCAGCCCCAGUUUUAGCCCCUGCUUCUGAGAGAAGCAAGGGAAAUGUUUCACUAUCCAAAUGUCAGCUCAGAAAUGGGGCUCGCUAUGAGAGGCCAAAGCUCAUUGGACCAAGUGAACCGAAAGUGACCUUACAGAGGACACGGAGCCAAACAUAUGCUGUACUAUGCAGUAGAGUAGCUGUGGUUCAUGUAAUGCAUUUGGAAGGCCUGCUCCUUCGUAAGUAAUGCCUACACACUGUGCCCAAAGAAGGUACAUAUAUAAAGCUCCUCUGCCUUUUUCGAGUGUGAAGGCUCCCUACGACGAUAUCCUGUUCUUCCUUACCUGGUCUGUUUCUUCAGUCUUUCAAAAGCAGUGUAUAUGUGAGUUAAGUUCACCUUUACUGUCAUGUAUGUUGUUCAUUUCUGUGGUCCCAAAGCAUGUCUGCGUAGUUCCGUUCCUAUCAAAAGGAGCAUUUCUUUGGUCAAGCUGUUUGGUUCUGGUUCUGAUGUAGAGCGAAUGUAGAGCUAAUGAUGUGCACGAGGCUGAAUUGUGUGCUACUGCAGCUUACAAGCUUAAUAAUGUACAUUGUAGGGGACAUCUUCUGCUCCUCAAAACUGCUUGUGUGAAAUGAAAGAUGUGUGAAAUAAAGUACGUUUGUAUAACCUG
This is a messenger RNA of Anguilla rostrata (American eel), 2324 nucleotides long. RefSeq names its product UPF3B regulator of nonsense mediated mRNA decay (gene upf3b). Gene Ontology annotation, molecular function: mRNA binding. NCBI's taxonomy places the organism in Eukaryota, Metazoa, Chordata, Actinopteri, Anguilliformes, Anguillidae. Bases 110 to 1513 code for a protein of 467 amino acids. Gene Ontology annotation, biological process: nuclear-transcribed mRNA catabolic process, nonsense-mediated decay; positive regulation of translation. Gene Ontology annotation, cellular component: cytoplasm; nucleolus. The record is from RefSeq and is a predicted model, not a curated record. The transcript is spliced from 10 exons.